Molecule: messenger RNA, 339 nt
Organism: Adineta steineri
Lineage: Eukaryota; Metazoa; Rotifera; Eurotatoria; Adinetida; Adinetidae
Source: the annotation of a GenBank genome assembly
AUGACAAUCAAAGAUCUUGAUUUAAAUCAAGUACAUCAUCCGUUAUUAAAUGCAUGUCAUUCUCUUACUUCAACUUUAAAUGACGGAGUAAUAUGGCAUUCGACACAACUUCAUUUUAUUCAAUUAAUUGUACGUUUUCCUCCAUUUAAACAAAAUGAAGAACGUAUAUAUGGAAUAUUAUCACGUAUUCUUCAAAUAAUUCAAAAAUCAUUACCACAUUUUCAUCCAUUUGUAUAUGUUCAUACAGAUCCUGCUCAAUUUAAUGUUGAUUCUAAUCUUAAUAUAAUUGCAUCACCAUUUAUUGGUCUUGUACGAAGUUUAAUAACUGAAUAUGAAUGA